Molecule: messenger RNA, 4740 nt
Organism: Sardina pilchardus (European sardine)
Lineage: Eukaryota; Metazoa; Chordata; Actinopteri; Clupeiformes; Clupeidae
Product: cingulin
Exons: 21
Coding region: 71-3595 (1174 amino acids)
Cellular component (GO): bicellular tight junction; myosin complex
Source: RefSeq, a predicted model, not a curated record
CAAACACAGCGUUGUCAACCAAAAUCCCCUCAAAGCAAUGCAGCCGCCUUAAGCUCCUCUCUCCCUCAACAUGAGCUUCUGUGGGUCCCCGGGAUUACUCUCCUCGGGGACGUCCAGAGCCACGUCCUCCUCCCUGCUGAAGCUCAGGCAGCUUCUGGAGGACAAACUGCAGCUCCUCCAGGAGACUGUGUGUGCAGACAGGCAGGUGUGUGAAGAGAGCAACGCCGUCAGGGACCUCAGGACGCACGUGGAGCAGAGUCAGGAGCUGAGAGGCCACCUCACUGAGCUCCAGAGGAACACCGAGCAGGAGAUCUCCUCCAUCUCACAGCAGCUUGGGUCAAUAGUUGUCCAGUGUGAGCUGCUGAGCUGUGAGUUAGCUGAUCUCGAGAGGCAGCAUUUAGAGGUGCAGUCCGCCCUACAAAGGAACCAGGACUCAGACACCAGAGCCACUUUACUGCAGCAGAGGCGUGAGCUGCAGAUUUGUAUAGCCGGCCGGGCAGCGCAGAGAGAGCGUGUGUGUUUUCGGGAGCAGGCCCUCCGAUCCCUACAAAGCAUUCUGAGCGCAGACGUGCACAGGUACCAGCAGGAGGCCCACAAGCUUCACCUGCUCAGCCACAGAGCCAUCCGUAGCAUGCCAGGAGAGAGCCAGCACGAACUGGACCACAUGGACAGCCUGUACGCGCGCAGCAGGACAGCCCCGGCGCUGCGCUCAGAGCCGCUCACCAACGGACACGCCGCCGUGACCACUAGAGCGGGCUCUCAAGAGUCCACGGGCAGCCUGGACGACGAGGACCGGAGGUGGAGGGCGAGCAAGCAGGCCGCGUCCUCCAAAGGCACCAGCUUGACACGCUCAGGGAGCGUGAAGGACCUGAUCCACAAGUUCUCUGUACCAGAGAGCCCCAUAUCGCUCUUGGAAACGUUCCCCAGCGGGGGGCCUCUGAGUGGCAAGGCCCCUGUGGUGGAGCCCCUGAGCAGAGCAGAGCCAGAGAAACCCAGGGGAGCAGCAGAGCUCAGCAGACCUGCUGUAGCAGAGCACCAGGGAGGCAAGAGAGAGAGCUCCCCUCCAGAGCACCAGCACCAGGGAGGCAAGAGAGAGAGCUCCCCGCCAGAGCACCAGCACCAGGGAGGCAAGACAGAGAGCUCCCCUCCAGAGCACCAGCACCAGGGAGGCAAGACAGAGAGCUCCCCUCCAGAGCACCAGCACCAGGGAGGCAAGACAGAGAGAUCCCCUCCAGAGCACCAGCACCAGGGAGGCAAGACAGAGAGAUCCCCUCCAGAGCACCAGCACCAGGGAGGCAAGACAGAGAGCUCCCCUCCAGAGCACCAGGGAGGCAAGAGAGAGAGCUCCCCUCUGAAGAGCUCCAUACCCCCCGUGGCCACCAUGCCCCUCGUGACUCCCGUGACGGUGACGGUGACUCCCCCCACUGAGGGAUCCCCUCACACGGCCAAGCAAAGCGUGACAACAGGCCCCUCCAGUGGGGCUCCAGCUACCAGUGGGCUAAAGGUGGAAUCCAGCUUUGAUUCCAACAAGCAGCCCGGGAGCCCGUCGUCCACGGAGGAUGAGGCGGCGCCCGGCGUCAAGCCCGCCCAGAACCCCAAGUAUCAGCUGUACAUGAGCGGCGACCCCCUGGGGAACGGCACCAGAGAUCCAGACAGGCUGGCGAGGGAGAACGGGCUCAGGGCGGCCAGCCACUUGGAGGGAGGCAGCUACCGCGGCUCCACCGAGUCACUGCACUCCCGGGACUGGGACAUCACGUCGGACCGGGUGCCCGGCUAUGAGAGUCCUCCUCCCCGCGUGUUCAACAGCCCCUACACGUCAUCUCUGGACGCCUUCAAACCCACCCACAGGGUGUCUGAAUAUAAGGUCCAGGAUGGGCUGUCCACUGUCCCCUCCGACUACAGCUUUGGCCUGAAUGGUCACAGCAUCAACCCUCUGAUGGCCAAUAAGAUGCAAACUCUCCCUCGUGCACGAUACACCACUACCUUCGACACCCUCACCAGAUCGAGACGGGAGAGGGAGGGCAUCACCAACCAUGUGCCACUGCGGGUGGGCACACGGGACAAGCGGGACUUCAUCGAGGAGCUGACCCGGCAGCUGGAGGAGGUGCAGAGGAGGAACCAGUUCCUGGAGGCCGAGAGCAUUGAGCUGGAUAAGGAGCGCAAUCAGAUCCGCUUUGAGAUGCGCGCCCUGCUGGUGGCCAAGGAGGACCUGGUGUGCCACAACGCCAAGCUGCAGCUGGACAUGAAGGCCAUGAGGGAGAGGAACGUGGAGGUGGAGUCCAACCACAACGUCAUGGUGGAGCGCUUCCGGCAGAUGGAGGGCGAGCUGAAGGAAGCCAGAGAGGUGAUGAUCGAGGCCAACAAUCAGGAGUACGCCUUCAACUUCCUCCAGCAGUCCCUCAAGAACAAGAUCCAGGACGCUGAGGAGGCCCUGGAGAAGCAGACGCUGCAUGCCCAGGCGGUGUCGGAGAAGCUGUGGCAGGCCGAGCGCAGGCUGGAAGAGCUGGAGGUGGACACGGAGAGCCGGGGCAAGAAGAACUCCGAGCUCAACAGCACCGUGAUGCGCCUGGAGGCUGAGUUGUCCGAUGCCUUGCUGAGCUCGUCCCAGGCCGGUGCAGACCUGAGCCUGCAGCAGAAGCUGCGCGCGGACGCCCAGCUGCGCGUGGAGGAGCUGGAGGAGAGCCUGCUGGAGAAGGACCAGGAGAUGUUCCGCCUGCAGGAGAUCAUCAGCAGACUCCAGGGAGAGGUGUCUGGUAAGCUGAGUGAUAAGGAGCAGAGUCUGGAGGAUGAGAUCCAGCUGAGGGAGCGGAUCCAGCUGCAGUGCAAGCAGGCCGAGCGCCACGUGGAGGACCUGCAGAUGGAGCUGCAGACCAGCAAGCAGGCCAAGGAGGACCUGGCCAAGCAGCUCAAGACCAUACAGGAGAGGGUCAUUGACCUGGAGGUGGACCUGGAGGACGUGCACGACAGUGAGCAGAGAUGGGCUGCCAAGCACAAAAAAUCCAUUGAGCAGACAGAACAGCUUCAGCUGAAACUGAUUCAGGAGAAGGACCUGAGCGAACAGCUGGAGUGUGAGAAAGCCAUUCUCGAGAGACAGGUGAAGGAGCUGCGUUCGGAGGUGGACGAGUUGCUGAACUCUAAAGUGCAGGAGGACGUCAUCAGCAGAGCAGAGAGCAAAGUCAAAGAGCUGGAGAGCUCCCUCAGAUCAGAGGAGAGGAACAAGAAUUCCCUGACCAACGCCGCCAACAAGCUGGAGAGGAGGAUCAACGAGCUCACGGAUCAGAUGGAGGAGGAGCAGAAGUCCUUCACAGAGCAGAAGGAUCUGAUGACUCAGCGCAUGCGCUCCCUGAAGCGGCAGCUGAAUGAGGUGGAGGAGGAGGCCGCCCGCAAGGACGCCCAGCUCCGGCACGCACAGAGAGAGCUGGCCGAGGAGAGGGAGUCCAGCCAGAGGCUCCAGAGACAGGUGCUGGACCAGCACCUCCAGCUCAAGAGGAAGGAGUCUCAGCUCAUAAAAAACACCCUAAAGCUGGACCUGAGCUUAGAUGAGGAAGAUGACCCCACAGAAGUAGUAUCUAAGGAUACAAAUGAAUCAAUCUGAUGCAUCCGAGAGAAUCCAGCGGAUCAUCUCCUGAGACCACUAAAUGACCUUCACCAGAAAAGCCGCCUCCUAACUGCAUCCUUUUAUUGAGCUAGUGAGCAAUAUUCAGAAACAGGUGAUGGACACAUGGUGACCGUUCUCAAGAGCACGCAAAAGUUCAAAAACACCGUUUGCACUUCAACACUUCACUUCAACUCCCUCUGACUCUUCAACAGUGCACAAGUGGUAGUUCUUUUAAUUGGAAAAAGGUAACAGAAGUCAGUCGCAAAGCUUGUAAAGGUAGAUGUUUGCCAGACCUCAGGUCUAUAACAAUGUAUAUAUCACAUUUUUAUACUACAUCAGAUAGAAUCCAUAUUUCCAGACAAGACAAGUGUUAUUCACCAACCUGAAUUGCUGUAUCUUGCUUAAAUGAAGGACAAAAUAAGGGUGACGAAACACUCCAACAAUUUUCAAGUUGUUGAUUUCAUAAUUUGCAAAACAUGAAGUGCUAUAAUAGACCAAAACAAGAAUUGACUUUUCAUCUUUUCAAGUUUUCAGUGAGUUUUACAAUAUUUUUGAGAGGACACUGUCACAUGUAAUGCCUUUUUCCAUUUGUUUCUAUAUUGGCCUAGAUAUUCUGUUGUUGAAUGUAAAAUAUUUAAGACUAGUUUUGUUUCAUUCACCGACAUAUGAAUGCUGGGUUUGUGGUAUGAAUCUUAAUUAUGAUAAGUACAGUAUCUUCCUGCAAGUCUGCAUGUCAGCUUGCGAAUGAGUGAUCCUUAUUGUUUUCAACUCUAUUACCAAAGUUGUUUAUGUAUAUAGCGUAAAAAGGGCUACAUGUGUUGUCGUCUGUGUAAAAUGUUUGAAUGUGAAUGGAAAGGGAGAAAUUGUGCUAGGAAAGUAAAAACAUAAUACUGGUUUACUCAGCAGUAGAUUACUGGACUAGUAGUAUACAAAUACUUGCCACUUUUGUUUGUAUUUUGUCGCUGAAAUGCUCUUGCAAAUGCAAAUGUGAUUUCAAAGUGCCAAGUGCAAAAGGACAAGCAGGUGAUGCGGUGCCAAAUUUCAUCAUAGGGAACAAAUGUCACAACUGAUGUAUUUAUUCUUCUCUGUGAAUUCUAUAAGCUUUAGACUAUAAAUGUUGUUGAAUAAACUUGCUAAAUGCA